UUAGACCGCGUGCUAGCCGGAGCGAUGGUUUAUCCCGAAGAAUAUGGUUUUAUUCCGGAAACUUUGGACGAAGAUGGCGACCCGUUGGACGUGAUUUGUUUAACUAUUUAUCCAGUGAGUUUUCCUUGCUAUGUGCCUAUUCGCAUUAUUGGCGUUUUGAGAAUGAUUGACGGAGGAGAAGCCGAUGAUAAAUUGUUAGCUGUCAACGCCGUGGAACCUCGACUUGAAAAUAUUAAUGACUUAAAAGAUGUUAGCCAAGCCAAAUUAGCAGAAAUUAAUCAUUUUUUUUUGCGUUAUAAAGAAUUAGAGAAGAAAAAAGUAGAAUUAAAAGGCUUUCAAGGAAAAAAAAAAGCCGAAGAAAUUUUAAAAAAAUGCCAAAAUCUCUAUAAAAAACAGCAACAACUAAAAAGAAAAAUUAACUAA
This is a messenger RNA of Entrophospora sp. SA101, 423 nucleotides long. The record is from the annotation of a GenBank genome assembly. Lineage: Eukaryota; Fungi; Glomeromycota; Glomeromycetes; Entrophosporales; Entrophosporaceae.